UCUAUUGCUUUUGAUUGUUGAAAAGACUCACGUACUUUCAUUUCAUUUGUUAAUCAAAACGUUGAGCCUUUGAAGUUUAGUUGAUUUUGUGUUCACAAUAUUAGAACAUAAAUUUUUCCAAUCAUAACAAUCAGUGCUGAUCAUUUGGUCUACUGUUGAUUAUCAAGAAUAAACUUAUAUUCGAAAAGUUCAUCACAAUUAACUUUUACCUCGUUUUUAAAGUUUAUUUAUAUUUCUAGUGUUUAAAGUGUCGUAAAUCCAUCUGAUUAGAAAAGUUGAUUAACUGUAACAAUUUGCUUUUCCCAACGUAAAAUCAAUCAACUAAUUGUAAAGUUGAUUCGAUUAUAGAGAAAUUGUGUUGAUUACAAUAAUCUUAAUUGUUGGAUAAGAAAUGGAUAUGAUUAAACGAGCUUUCAUCUGGUUCCUAUUGAUUGCAAUUCCUUCAUUGGAAGCACAGAAAACAAAUAUCCAAUUAUGUGUUCCAGAGGAUUUAAUCAAUGAAUGUCAUACAAUGGCCAAUCUAUUUCCAGGUUUGAUUACCUGUAUCUCAGCUAAAGAUAAGUUCGCAUGCAUGGGAACAAUAGCAAGAGGCGAAGCCGAUACGAUGAACGUUGACCCUGAAGAUCUUUACCUUGCAGGUUCGAUAUUUGGAUUAGAACCUUUUCUAAUGGAGGAAUAUGAACGAAAACGGUUCAGAUACAGAGCUGCUGUUUUGAUACCCAAAAACUCAGAGAUCACAUCGGUAAAUGACCUUAGGGGUAAAAGAUCUUGUCACACUGGGUAUGGACGAAAUGCUGGUUGGUACAUGCCGAUGGGUCAGUUGAUUGUCGAGCGAGUUGUCCAGCAAGAUUGUCGAAGUCUAUUACACACUGCUUCUGGUUUCUUUUCGCAAAGUUGCCUUCCAGGUAGAUGGUCAAAAGAUCCGUUAGUGGACAGACACCUAAAACGACAACAUCCAAAGCUUUGUGAGCUUUGUAAAGAUCCGUUCUCAUGUUCUGAUUCUGACGAAUACGCUGGUUACGAUGGAGCGAUUAAGUGUCUUGUCGAUGGUCGAGGUGAUGUCGCCUUUACAACUAUCGAAGCUGUUGUCCAAUUGUUUGGUAAAUUGUCACCCGAUUUGAUUGAUAAUUAUCAAUUCUUAUGUCCAAAUGGUGCCAGGGAAAAGAUUAAUUAUAACGCUUGUGAUUGGGGAAAACGGCCUAAUAAUGUUUGGGUUAUACGACCUGACAGAUUACAAGAUCCACGACGAGCCCAAGAUCGUAAAUUGUUUUACAAUUUCCUAGAACAAAUUCACUUCCGUAAUAAGGUGACACCAACUCGACCUUUUCCUCCUCUUUGGUUUGACAAAGUUUUCGUGUCAAGUGUCAAUGUCACGAACAUCUUGAAAAUCGUAGGUCCUGGUGGACGAGAUACGAUGACCUAUGGAGAGUAUUUGGGUGAUUAUGCAAAUUCAAUCAAUUUACCUGUUGGAUGUAAUAAAAGGGUCAUCCGAUUAUGUACUUCAUCGCAAGCGGAACUAUUCAAGUGUUUGGAUUUACAAAAAGUGGCCUAUUCCCGACGAAUUACACCAGAGAUUCGAUGUGAAAAUCCAGGCUAUUCCUUGGAAAGCUGUAUUAGAUCUGUGGCCUCAGGAGCGUCUGAUUUGAUUAGUCUUGAAGCUGGUGAUUUCUACAAGGCCGCAAGAUAUCGUGGACUUAAGCCUGUUGCUCGUGAGCGUAAUAAUGGUACAAAUAUCGCCUCGUACGCUGUUGCUGUUGUUCGAGUCCCAAGUGAGAUCAAUUCUCAAGAAUUAGCGAACGCUUCAGUUUGCUCAACGGGAUUCGGAGAUACCUCAGGUUGGAUCUCACCAAUGGGAACUCUCAUUUCGCAAGGUUUAAUCGCGAGAGAAACUUGUAGUCGAUCUUCAGAAGUUUCAAGAUUUUUCCGUUCCAUGUGUGUCCCAGGGGCAGGUGAUUUCCGUUAUAAUGUCAACGUUUCGGGUGCUGAUGUUUUGUGUCGCUUGUGCUCUGGCGACGGUAAAGGAGGUCAUAUUUGCGAGAAGUCGGCUCUUGAACUUUACUCCGGUGAGACCGGAGCAUUCAGAUGUUUAGCUGAACGUAAAGGUGAUGUCGCUUUUGUAGGCCAUUCGACGGCUCUUCGUUACACUGAUCGUCAUAAUUUCAACGCAAAUGAAUAUUGGGCUACGAGUUUAAGGUCAGAUGAUUUCCGUCUUCUUUGUGCGUCGGGUGGACAGGCUUCGAUAAACGAAUAUGAAAAAUGUCACAUGGCUCAAAUUCCGUCAAGAUUCAUAGUGACUCGAAAUAACAUAAAUUACGAAAACUAUACGCACAUAGUCUCGUUCCUUUCGAGUCUUUCCGAAGUUUUCACUGGAAAAGCUCGAUAUUCGUUCAAAUUGUUUGGACAUUACGAAGGAGAAUCGAAUUUACUCUUCGGCGAUACAACGAACUCAAUCGUCGCUCUCGAAGAAGAUGCUGAUUAUACUCAAGAAUUGGGGAAAUUCCUUCCAAUUUUGAGAAAUAUGGAUCAAGUUGCAUGUGAAAAUUCAGGGAACUUCAUUUCCUCUCAACUAAUUAUCUUUAUCUUCACAAUAUUAUCAAGCUGGUUAAUCAUUUCCCUCUAAAUAAAAACAAUUUAAACUAUAAACAAGAAAAAGAAAGACAGAGAGAGAGAGAGAAAAGAGUCAAAACUAAAUCUAAAUCUUUUAUUAUUCUCAACUAUUAACAAUUAAAACAAACUAUUGAUUGACAAAUUGUAAUCCUUUCGAUUACGAAUCCAAUGUAAAUAAAUUACUAUCUCUUGAUUACUAUUGUAAAAAAAUUCUUACUUUUGUCUCUUUCCAAUUGAUGGUCAACAGAAAUCAAAACAAACAUGGACUCAAAUCAAAUCCUUUUCUGUAUUACAAUUAUUAUAUUUCGUUAUCAAUUAUUACAAUUAAAACUUUAAUCAAUUAUAA
Panonychus citri (citrus red mite) is the source of this 2953-nucleotide messenger RNA. Its product is annotated as transferrin-like. The record is from RefSeq and is a predicted model, not a curated record. Gene Ontology annotation, biological process: iron ion transport. Lineage: Eukaryota; Metazoa; Arthropoda; Arachnida; Trombidiformes; Tetranychidae. Gene Ontology annotation, cellular component: early endosome; plasma membrane; extracellular region.